GUUCCCAGCGCGCCGCCGGAGUGUGGUGAGGGCUCUGCCAAUCGCGGGCGGGCAGAGCGGGGCCGGGAUGCGCGGAGUUAGGAGCGCAGACAAAAGAAGUUAAAGAGCCGCUUAAUAUAUACAUGUUUUUGAAGGCGGGUAGAGGGAAAAAAAUAACAACAGCCAGCGUAGAUGGGCUUGGCUGUGUCGUUAUGGAGCCCCCUUUGAGCAAGAGGAACCCGACCCUGAGAUUAGCAGAUUUGGCAGCGGCUCAGCCCCAUCCUCAACAGAACAUGACAGGCUUCCCGGGGCUGGGGAACCACCACGUCCACCCCCACCACGCGGCCCACCUCCACCCCGGGGACGCAGGCGGCGACCCCGGCGGUGCCCUCACGCCGCUCGGACCUGAGCACAUGGCGCAGCCGGCCGCCCUCAAGCUCACUCCCGAGGCGCUCACCGCCGCCGCCGCCGCUUUCGCUGCGCCCGCCGCCACCACCGCCACCGCCGCCGCCACCGCUGCCGCCGCCACCACCGCCGCCGCCGCUUACGCGCCGCCCGCCACUACCCUCCAGGGCUACCCGGCGGGGGGGGCGGCAGGCCGGGACUUCAUCUUGCGGCGGGAGCUGCCCGCUGCCGCUGCUGCCGCCGCGGUGCACGGGGCGCUGGGCGAGCAGCACCCUCCCGCCGGCUCCCCCCACCUCCCGCACGCGCCUCCCCACGGCGUCUUCAUCUCGGCAGCCGGCACCUACGGCGCGGCCGACGGGGCGCACGCCGCUUUCCCGCCGGCGCCCGGCGAGCAGGGCGCGCCUACCGGCCGCCACCCGCCUCUCAACGGGCAGAUGCGGCUGGGGCUGGCAGCCGCAGCCGGAGAGCUCUACGGGCGCGCCGAGGCUCACUACGGGGCUGCCGCCGCUUCCUCCUCGGCGCUGCAAGGUUACGGCUCCGUCAACCUCAACCUGGCGGCAGCGGCGGCGGCCGGGCACGGGCACCCGCACCACCCCCAUCCACACCACCAUCACCACCAUCAUCAUCACCACCAUCACCAUGCCCACGUCGGGGCGGCGGCGGCUGCGGCAGCGGCAGGGGCCUUCCUGCGGUACAUGCGGCAGCCCAUCAAGCAAGAGCUGAUCUGCAAGUGGAUCGACCGGGAGCCGCCUCCUCCGCCUCCUCCUCCGCCGCCGCCACCGGGCGGUAGGAAACCUUGCUCCAAAACUUUCAGCACGAUGCAGGAGCUGGUGAGCCAUGUCACCGUGGAGCACGUCGGCGGGCCCGAGCAGAGCAGCCACGUGUGCUACUGGGAGGAGUGUCCCCGGGAAGGCAAACCCUUCAAAGCGAAAUACAAACUCAUCAACCACAUCCGAGUGCACACGGGAGAGAAACCCUUUCCCUGCCCCUUCCCCGGCUGCGGGAAGGUCUUCGCCCGCUCCGAAAACCUCAAGAUCCACAAGCGGACUCAUACAGGGGAGAAGCCCUUCAAGUGCGAGUUCGACGGCUGCGAGAGGAAGUUCGCUAACAGCAGUGACCGCAAGAAGCACUCCCACGUCCACACCUCGGACAAGCCCUACUACUGCAAGAUCCGCGGCUGCGACAAGUCCUACACCCACCCUAGCUCCUUGAGGAAGCACAUGAAGAUCCACUGCAAGUCCCCUUCGCCCUCUCCGCCGCUGGGCUCCCAGGGCUACACGGCUGCGGCGGCGGGGCCCCCCGACGGGCCGCUACCCCCUGAGGCCUCUCUGGCAGCCGAGCCGCCCCGCGGCCCCACCGCUGCCCUCUCUCCGCCGGUCACCGACCUCAGUGAGUGGUACGUCUGUCAGGCCGGGGGCGCUCCCCGACGGCCCCGCACCCCCUCCAGCCGCGACACCUCCCCGACCUCCGAGGGGGAUGAGCCCCACAGGACCUCGGGGGGCAGAACCGCUCCCUAGGGCCGGGCUGAGCCGUGCCGUGCCGCUGUUGUCUCCGGCCCUGCUGCACUGACCUAAGCUGCCCGGGAGCAAAGGAGUGGGAGGGCUGGCGUGGAAGCGCCAUCAGGUUUGACUCGCGCUAUUUAUUCCGUGUACGAAACCCUAUGGUGUUUGUACGGUAACUAAUUUAAUUAAAGAGACUCGGAGUUUUUAA
This is a messenger RNA of Pezoporus occidentalis (night parrot), 2094 nucleotides long. It is a transcript of the gene ZIC5, whose product is annotated as Zic family member 5. Gene Ontology annotation, molecular function: RNA polymerase II cis-regulatory region sequence-specific DNA binding; DNA-binding transcription factor activity, RNA polymerase II-specific. Gene Ontology annotation, biological process: regulation of transcription by RNA polymerase II. The coding region runs from base 123 to 1901 and encodes 592 amino acids. The record is from RefSeq and is a predicted model, not a curated record. Gene Ontology annotation, cellular component: nucleus. The transcript is spliced from 2 exons. Lineage: Eukaryota; Metazoa; Chordata; Aves; Psittaciformes; Psittacidae.